UUUUUUUAAAAUAAAUUUAAAAUAAAUAAAAAUAAUUAUUCAAUUAUUUCGUUAAAUUUUCCGAUUGAUCAGUAAUUAAUUCCCAUAUUUAUUUGAUAUCAUGGUUUUGUUUGGCUUGCAAGGGAUCCGGAGAUUAUCGUUUUCAAUAAAAAUUCUGAACAAUUACUGCAACAGUGUCAGAUAUCUUUCAACCUCAAGAAUUUUGCAGUGUCAGACGGAUGUGCAAAGAAAAAGGGUUACACUAAUUCCAGGAGAUGGAGUGGGGCCAGAGUUGAUGACCUCCGUUAAGGAUGUCUUUUCAGCCAUUGGGGUUCCGGUGGAUUUUGAGGAAAUUUAUGUUAGUGAAGUUCAAACUGGAUUGAAGGCCAAUGCAGAUGUGGUCAUCGAGUCGUGCCAGAGGAAUAAAGUCUGCCUCAAGGGCAUCAUUGCUUCCCCAAUACAUUUCGAUGGUGGCUUGUUGAUGACACUGAACAUGAAAAUCAGGAAAGCAUUAGAUUUAUUUGCAAACGUGGUGCACAUAAAAAGUAUGGAGGGCAUUAAAACUCGCCACAACAACCUUGACAUUGUCAUCAUCAGGGAGUCAAUUGAGGGAGAGUACAGUGCCCUAGAACAUGAGAGUGUUCCAGGAGUGAUUGAAUCCUUGAAGAUUGUGACCAAAACCAACUCCCAGCGAAUUGCCAGAUUUGCAUUCGACUACGCUGUGCAGCACGGCAGGAAGAAGGUGACCGCUGUCCACAAGGCUAACAUCAUGAAACUGUCAGAUGGCCUCUUUUUGGAGCAGUGCACUAACAUUGCUAAGAGCUAUCCGACCAUCAAAUUUGAAUCCAUGAUCAUCGACAACACGUGCAUGCAGUUGGUGUCAAGGCCACAGCAGUUUGAUGUCAUGGUGAUGCCGAAUUUGUACGGUAAUAUAGUGGACAAUCUGGCAGCUGGUUUGGUCGGGGGGGCUGGGGUGGUCCCUGGCGAAAGCCACAGUACCGACAUUGCAGUCUUUGAGCCAGGGGCUCGCCACUCGUUUGCUGAGAGCGCCGGGAAGAACCAGGCCAACCCGACGGCCAUCUUGAUGUGCGCUGCCAACAUGCUGGAACAUCUCGGGCUGGAUCAGUAUGCCAGAAUCAUCAAAACCGCUCUCUGCAAGGUCGUCGCCUCUGGCAAGCACCGAACCAAUGACGUUGGGGGGUACACCACGAAGACGGAUUUCACCAAGGCAGUCAUCAAAAAUCUCGCAUUUUAAAACUGAACUCUCUGAAGUCACGAUGAACUAACUGGAAGUGGAACAAAUCACCGAAAAAAAUAUUUUUUUUUUAAAUUUAGGUAAAUCUUAAAAAUGUCGACUGAUAUGAUUGUUUCAUUGAUUGUAUAUACAUUUGAUAGUGGAUGAUAAAUUCUUGUUGAUUAUUAGUUAUUGAAAUUUUAAAUUUUUUUUUCCCUUGAUAAUGUAUAGAAGUUUACAAAUCCUUGCUAGGUUGAUUCUAUUUCAAACAUAAUUUGUACUUAAAAGGUUUAAAAAUUUGUUUCAUGAAUCUCUCAGCUUCGUCAAUUUUAAAGAAAAACCCUCGUAUUUUUAUGUUAAUUAAUUAAUUAAUUAAUUGGUUAAUAAUUACUUUCAAUUACUUUUAAAACUUUUAAAUUGCUAUAUUGCUAGGCAAAACAUUUGGUUUUAGGUGUUUAAAUAGAUGUUAUUUUUGAUGUGAUUGGUUUUUGACGUGUGUCCGCUUACACUAACUGCAGUUAUUUGUUAUUCUACUCAUGAUAUGGAACAAAAAGUUAAUAAUUUCACCAAAAAGUCGAAACUCUAGCUAGGGUAUCAGUUUUUUCUCAUUUCAUUUUUAUUACUUCGUUUAAUGUUGACUCAGUUUUUGCAGUUUUCAUCACGGAAUUGGAAUUUUUCGAUGUCAAUCUUUUUAAUAAAAUUUA
This is a messenger RNA of Helobdella robusta, 1917 nucleotides long. RefSeq lists its product as hypothetical. Gene Ontology annotation, molecular function: NAD binding; magnesium ion binding; oxidoreductase activity, acting on the CH-OH group of donors, NAD or NADP as acceptor. Bases 101 to 1234 code for a protein of 377 amino acids. The record is from RefSeq and is a predicted model, not a curated record. NCBI's taxonomy places the organism in Eukaryota, Metazoa, Annelida, Clitellata, Rhynchobdellida, Glossiphoniidae. The transcript has 12 exons. Gene Ontology annotation, biological process: isocitrate metabolic process; tricarboxylic acid cycle. Gene Ontology annotation, cellular component: mitochondrion.